Messenger RNA from Ophidiomyces ophidiicola, 1533 nucleotides. RefSeq names its product UDP-N-acetylglucosamine pyrophosphorylase (gene UAP1). Gene Ontology annotation, molecular function: UDP-N-acetylglucosamine diphosphorylase activity. Gene Ontology annotation, biological process: UDP-N-acetylglucosamine biosynthetic process. NCBI's taxonomy places the organism in Eukaryota, Fungi, Ascomycota, Eurotiomycetes, Onygenales, Onygenaceae. The coding region runs from base 1 to 1533 and encodes 510 amino acids. The transcript is spliced from 3 exons. The record is from RefSeq and is a predicted model, not a curated record.
AUGGCGUCGGCAGUGAGAGACACGGUGUCCAACCUUGUGGGCAAGAUGAGCAUUCAUUCCAAGGAGCCGUCGGUAGAAGAAAUCGCUCAGCUACAAAAUAAAUAUAGCCAAGCUGGACAAGGCCAGGUUUUCACUUUCUUCAACGAGCUCAACUCAUCUGAGAAAGCACAGCUCUUCAACCAGUUGUCUACCUUUGACCCCGAGCGUAUCAAUGUCCUUGCUACCCGUGCGACUCAGUCACAAACAGCUAAUACCGAAUCCGCUUCCGGAAAGCUCGAGCCUCUACCUGAAAAUGCAACCGCAUCGAUUCUUGAUUCCGACCCCGCUGACAUUUCACGAUGGUACGAGGAAGGCAUGAAGCUGAUUGCCGAGAACAAGGUUGCUGUCGUGCUCAUGGCCGGCGGGCAAGGGACAAGACUGGGGAGUUCUGCGCCAAAAGGGUGCUACGAUAUCGGACUACCAAGCGGAAAGUCCCUAUUCCAAAUACAAGCCGAGAGAAUUGCAAAGCUACAGUCUUUGGCAGAGUCUAGUAGCAAAACACAAGGAGUAACAAUUCCUUGGUAUGUGAUGACUAGUGGGCCUACUCGCAGCCCGACACAGGAGUUUUUCCAGAAACAUGAUUAUUUCGGGUUGAAAAAGGAGAACGUGGUUAUUUUUGAGCAAGGCGUCUUGCCAUGCAUUUCAAAUGAUGGAAAGAUUCUGAUGGAAAGUAAAUCUAAGGUGGCUGUUGCACCUGAUGGGAAUGGGGGUAUCUAUCAAGCUCUCCUGACCGCGGGUGUUCGAGACGAUAUGAAAAAGCGUGGUAUUCAACAUAUUCACGCGUAUUGCGUAGAUAAUUGCCUUGUCCGUGUUGCAGACCCCGUCUUUAUUGGAUUCUCGGCUUCAAAAAAGGUCGAUAUCGCCACAAAGGUGGUUCGAAAGCGGAACGCCACAGAAUCUGUCGGACUUAUUCUCCUGAAAAACGGAAAGCCAGACGUGGUUGAAUAUUCUGAGAUCGACAAAGAAACUUCAGAAGCCAAAGACAGCAAGAAUCCUGCAAUUUUAAAAUUCCGGGCAGCAAACAUUGUUAACCAUUAUUAUUCGUUUGCUUUUUUCGAGGCGAUUGAGAGCUGGGUUUCGGAUCUCCCGCAUCAUGUGGCUCGUAAGAAGAUUCCCUGUGUUGAUAUCGAGACUGGGGCCCCAAUAAAACCCCAGAGCCCCAAUGGCAUCAAACUUGAACAAUUUGUUUUCGAUGUUUUUCCCAUGACACCCCUCCAAAAAUUUGCUGCGAUUGAAGUCAAGCGCGAAGAUGAGUUCUCUCCCCUCAAAAAUGCUAGGGGAACUGGCGAGGACGAUCCAGAUACCAGCAAGAAGGACAUCAUGAGCCAGGGACAACGAUGGGUCGAAGCGGCCGGUGGAAUUGUUACACCGGAGUCUGCAGAUUCCCCUGGUGUUGAGGUGUCACCUUCUGUUAGCUAUGGAGGAGAGGGGUUGGAGUUCUUGAAAGGAAAGACGAUCAAAUCCCCGGCCGUAUUUGAAAAAGAGGAUGCCUAA